AUGUCUCAGCUUCAAAAUGAGAAGGCGUCGUUCGACCAUCUGCUAACGUCUUCACGCCGUCGAGAACUUUACCAGAACUUGGGAUGCGUGAUAAUUUGGAAGUUAAAAAAGACAAGAAUUUCAGCCAUCCCACGGGCGAAUCCGGACCAUCUUCGUCCGAUUUUCGAUCGAUUUGCAUCAAAAGAGAUCAAGGGAAAAAGGCUGAUGACUCCAGAAGAUUUCAUUCGUGGGUAUUUGGGUCUUUACACUGAAGAGAACUACAACAAAGAAACUGUCCGUCUUCUGGCAUCUGCAGCUGAUACAACAAAAGACGGCGAUAUCUCUUUCGAAGAGUUUUGUGCUUUCGAAGCCCUUCUUUGCAGUCCGGAUGCAUUGUACUUGACGGCGUUUGAGUUGUUCGAUAGAAACGCAUCGGAUACUAUCAGUUGUGAUGAGUUUGAAGCUGUCAUUCGGCAUACUCAACCUCUUCAUGAUCAGGAUUUCGAUUUCAAUUCUGAAUUCAUUAAGAGAUAUUUUGGAGCCGACAAAAAGCGCAACGUAAAUUAUCAUUCGUUCUGUCAGCUUCUUCAUGAUUUCUACGAAGAACAGGGAAUACAGGCAUUCAAAAAGUACGAUAAAAACGGCAAUGGAACCAUCUCGUCGCUGGAUUUUCAGCAAAUCAUGACUACUGUCAAAGGUCAUUUGCUCACCGAUUUCGUACGACACAACUUGAUCGCAGUGUCAGGAGGCGGAGCCAGUGGACAUAAGGUCACCUUCCCUUACUAUGCUGCUUUCAACAGUCUUCUCGCCAAAAUGGAGUUGAUCAAGCGUGUGUACGUUUCGAAUGCUCGUGGAAAUCUGGACAUCGAGAUGACUAAGGAAGAGUUCCUUCAUGCAAUUCAAAGCUACACGCAAGUGACGCCGUAUGAAGUCGAAAUCCUCUUCCAUCUAUCGGAACUUAACCAUCCGGGGCGAAAGACGUUGAGUCUGAAGGAUAUUCAAGCAAUCGAUCCAGAGAGAUUGAAGAGAGUGUCCCAGAUGGAUCGGUUGAUUAACAUCAAAGCUGUGCAUCAUAAGGAUGAGAGAGGAAUCGGAACGGCUUUCCUCGAAUCUGGCUAUCGUUUUCUAUUGGGUUCUAUCGCUGGAGCAUGCGGAGCCACCGCUGUUUACCCAAUUGAUCUAGUGAAAACUCGCAUGCAAAACCAGCGUACUUCUGGCUCAUUCGUCGGCGAAGUGAUGUACAAAAACUCGUUGGACUGUUUCAAGAAAGUUGUGAAAUUCGAAGGUCUUUUGGGUCUCUACCGUGGACUUCUCCCACAAAUUGUUGGUGUUGCUCCUGAGAAGGCUAUCAAACUUACGAUGAAUGAUUUUAUGAGAGACAAAUUUACAACUGACGGCAAAAUUCCACUGUACGGAGAAAUCAUCGCCGGAGGAACUGGAGGAAUGUGUCAAGUUGUCUUCACUAAUCCCCUGGAAAUCCAAGCGGGCAAAAAAAUAGGAGUUAUGAGUGUUCUGAAAGAGUUGGGAUUCCUGGGACUUUACAAAGGAUCCAGGGCGUGCUUCUUAAGAGAUAUUCCAUUCUCGGCCAUCUAUUUCCCUGCUUAUGCGCAUGCCAAGUUGGCAACAGCCGAUGAGGAUGGAAUGAAUUCACCUGGAUCAUUAUUCUGUUCUGCAUUCAUUGCUGGUGUGCCUGCAGCUGGAUUAGUAACACCUGCUGAUGUUAUAAAAACAAGACUGCAGGUAGCUGCUAGAGCUGGGCAGACUACUUACAACGGAGUUAUUGACUGUGCACGGAAACUACUGAAAGAAGAGGGACCAAUGUCACUUUGGAAAGGAACUGCUGCCCGUGUGUGUCGUUCUAGUCCUCAAUUCGCCGUCACACUGCUCACCUACGAAGUACUCCAACGUCUGUUCUAUGUAGAUUUCGCUGGUUCCCGUCCGACUGGUUCCGAGUUGGCGACAACGAAAACAAUUCAAGACGAGUCAUCAACGAAUCCAGAUCAUGUCGGUGGAUACAAGUUAGCUGCCGCCACAUUCUCUGGUAUCGAACAUAAAUUCGGACUGUUCUUGCCGAGGUUCGAGACGACAAAGUGA
Messenger RNA from Caenorhabditis briggsae, 2073 nucleotides. The transcript has 7 exons. Gene Ontology annotation, molecular function: calcium ion binding; L-glutamate transmembrane transporter activity; L-aspartate transmembrane transporter activity. NCBI's taxonomy places the organism in Eukaryota, Metazoa, Nematoda, Chromadorea, Rhabditida, Rhabditidae. The record is from RefSeq and is a predicted model, not a curated record. Bases 1 to 2073 code for a protein of 690 amino acids. Gene Ontology annotation, biological process: L-glutamate transmembrane transport; aspartate transmembrane transport; malate-aspartate shuttle.